Malus domestica (apple) is the source of this 1064-nucleotide messenger RNA. NCBI's taxonomy places the organism in Eukaryota, Viridiplantae, Streptophyta, Magnoliopsida, Rosales, Rosaceae. The record is from RefSeq and is a predicted model, not a curated record.
AUGAGGCCGACGUUUUGGAGGGUGUAUAAGAAGAAAUCGACGGAGGGAUUUCAAUCAGUUCCAUAUGUGUUUGCACUGUUCACUGCAACGAUAUGGAUAUACUAUGCAUUCCUCAAGUCUAAUGAGAUCCUUCUCAUCACCAUCAACUCAUUCGGUUGUGUCAUAGAGACCAUUUAUAUUGCAAUUUACCUUACAUAUGCAACUAAGCAAGCGAGGGUGUCCACUCUGACGCUGCUUUUUCUGGUGAACUUUGGGGGAUUUUGCUUGAUUCUUCUUCUGGCUCACUUCUUAUCACAAGGGCCGACCCGCGUCGCAGUUCUAGGAUGGGUUUGUGUGACUUUCUCUGUCAGUGUCUUUGCAGCACCUUUAAGCGCCAUGAAAAUGGUUAUCCGCACCAAGAGCGUGGAGUUCAUGCCAUUUAAUUUAUCCUUCUUCCUCACCCUAAGUGCCGUUAUGUGGCUCAGCUAUGGCUUACUCCUCAAGGAUCUCUACGUUGCAACCCCAAACAUUGUUGGUUUCUCCUUUGGGUUGGUUCAGAUGGCCCUCUAUGCAAAGUACAGGAAUAACAAAACAAAUGUGGAGGAGAAGCUACCAGAACAGAAAGCUGAUGUUGUGAAGCAAAUGACAAUUUUGACUACUACUCCUGAGCUGGAGGUACAAGUCCAAGCAGCUGUAAGCUCCCAUGCCAAUAGUACUGAUGCUCAUCCAAGCUCUGAGCAUAACAAUGACCAAUAUAUGCAUGCACAAACAUGCCAUAACGAGAAAAUCAUCGAACCCUCCAUGGCCGGCCAACUUGUUACAUGUGAAGUUUGAAUAUUUGGUCAUCUGCUGCCUGCCUAAGAGCAAUUCCACCCAUGGAGCCCUUCCCCUGGCAAUCCACUAUUCAAUCCACCCUAUUAAACAGUAACUGCCUUAAAUGAAUAGUAACUACCAUUAAUGAACAGUAAUUGCCAUUUACAUCUCCACCCUUGGAACCCUCCCCCCUGUCAAUAAGCAAUCAAAAUAAUAGUUUUUUUUGUUUGUUUAAAUAAUAAAAAACCUCUUUCUCUCUCUCUCUCUCUCUC